Messenger RNA from Corvus hawaiiensis (hawaiian crow), 2447 nucleotides. RefSeq names its product cyclin-dependent kinase 11B. The transcript has 20 exons. The record is from RefSeq and is a predicted model, not a curated record. Gene Ontology annotation, molecular function: cyclin-dependent protein serine/threonine kinase activity; ATP binding. Gene Ontology annotation, cellular component: nucleus. The coding region runs from base 93 to 2405 and encodes 770 amino acids. Lineage: Eukaryota; Metazoa; Chordata; Aves; Passeriformes; Corvidae. Gene Ontology annotation, biological process: protein phosphorylation; regulation of mitotic cell cycle.
GUGCGGCGGCGGGCGGAAGUGACGCGUUACUCGCGCGCUGCUGGUCGCACUCCCCGGUGGCGGCGGCGAGGGUGUUGUUUUUUUUAACUCAAAUGGGUGAUGAAAAGGACUCUUGGAAAGUGAAAACUUUAGAUGAAAUUCUCCAGGAGAAGAAGCGAAGGAAGGAGCAAGAGGAGAAGGCAGAGAUAAAACGUAUGAAAAAUUCAGAUGACAGGGAUUCCAAGCGGGAUUCUCUUGAAGAGGGGGAGCUGAGAGACCAUCGCAUGGAAAUAACCAUCAGGAACUCACCGUACAGGAGGGAAGACUCAAUGGAAGACAGGGGAGAAGAAGAUGAUUCCUUGGCUAUCAAACCACCCCAGCAAAUGUCCCGGAAAGAAAAAACCCAUCAUAGGAAAGAUGAGAAGAGGAAAGAGAAACGCAGGCACCGAAGUCAUUCUGCAGAAGGGAAACAUGCCAGAGUGAAAGAGAAAGAACGGGAGCAUGAGCGUAGGAAGAGACAUAGAGAAGAGCAGGAUAAAGCCCGGCGUGAAUGGGAGAGACAGAAACGGAGAGAGAUGGCAAGGGAGCAUUCCAGGAGGGAGAGAGAUCGUCUGGAGCAACUGGAGAGGGAAAGGGAAAGAAAAAUCCGGGAGCAGCAGAAGGAACAACGGGAGCAAAAGGAGCGAGAAAGGAGAGCUGAGGAGAGGAGGAAGGAGAGGGAAGCCAGGAGAGAAGUUUCUGCACACCAUAGAACAGUGAGGGAAGAAUAUGGAGACAAAGUAAAAAUGAGACCCUGGAGUCGCAGCCCUUUGCGCCAGCAGAGAGACAAGCUUGAGCAAGGAGAGAGCAGGAAACCAGCAGUAAAAGAAGAGAAACCAGAAGAGAGGGAUCCUCUGUCAGACUUGCAAGACAUCAGUGACAGUGAGAGAAAAACCAGCUCAGCAGAGUCUUCCUCAGAAUCUGGAUCAGGCUCAGAAGAGGAGGAGGAAGAGUCGAGCAGUGAAGGCUCUGAGGAAGAGGGAGAGGAAGAGGAGGAGGAGGAGGAGACAGGAAGCAAUUCUGAGGAAGUGUCUGAGCAAUCAGCAGAGGAGGUGAGCGAAGAGGAAAUGAGUGAAGAGGAGGAACAGGAGAAUGGAAACCACAUCCCAGUUGUUACAGAGUCGAGGUUUGACCGAGAUUCAGCAGGGAGUGAGGUGGAGGAGGAGGAGGUCGGGGAGGGAUCCCCUCAUUCCAAUGCCAUGACAGAAGGGGAAUAUAUUCCUGAUUCUCCAGCUUCCUCUCCCAUUGAGCUGAAACAGGAGCUUCCCAAGUAUCUUCCUGCCCUCCAGGGAUGUCGCAGUGUGGAGGAAUUCCAGUGUUUGAACAGGAUUGAAGAAGGAACCUAUGGUGUGGUGUACAGAGCAAAGGACAAAAAGACUGAUGAAAUUGUGGCUCUGAAGCGACUGAAAAUGGAGAAGGAGAAGGAAGGCUUUCCCAUUACUUCUCUGAGAGAAAUAAAUACAAUUCUGAAAGCACAGCACCUAAACAUUGUCACUGUCAGAGAGAUCGUUGUGGGCAGUAACAUGGAUAAAAUCUAUAUUGUGAUGAACUAUGUAGAACAUGACCUCAAGAGCCUGAUGGAAACAAUGAAACAGCCUUUUCUGCCAGGGGAAGUGAAGACUUUGAUGAUUCAGUUACUGCGAGGGGUCAAACACCUCCACGACAACUGGAUCCUGCACCGAGACUUGAAAACUUCCAACCUGCUGCUCAGUCAUUCAGGCAUUCUGAAAGUUGGAGAUUUUGGAUUAGCCAGGGAAUAUGGGUCUCCCCUGAAGCCCUACACCCCUGUGGUUGUGACACUAUGGUACAGAGCUCCAGAGCUGUUGCUUGGAGCAAAGGAGUAUUCCACAGCCAUAGACAUGUGGUCAGUGGGGUGUAUUUUUGGGGAGCUGCUGACGCAGAAGCCGCUGUUCCCAGGGAAGUCAGAAAUCGACCAGAUUAACAAAGUUUUUAAGGAUCUGGGUACUCCCAGUGAAAAAAUCUGGCCUGGUUACAAUGAGCUGCCAGCAGUGAAGAAAAUGACCUUCACGGAGUAUCCCUACAACAACCUGCGCAAGAGAUUCGGGGCUCUCCUCUCUGACCAGGGCUUUGACCUGAUGAACAACUUCCUGACCUAUUACCCAGCGCGCAGGAUCACGGCCGAGGACGGGCUGAAGCACGAGUACUUCCGUGAGACCCCGCUGCCCAUCGACCCCUCCAUGUUCCCCACCUGGCCAGCCAAGAGCGAGCAGCAGCGGGUCAAGAGGGGCACCAGCCCCCGGCCCCCCGAGGGAGGGCUGGGCUACAGCCAGCUGGGUGAUGAUGAUCUCAAGGACACAGGUUUCCAUCUGACCACCACAAAUCAAGGAGCAUCUGCUGCAGGACCUGGCUUCAGCCUCAAGUUUUGAACUCAACGUGAAAAAAGGGGGGGGAAACAAAAACCCCACAAA